UGGAGAAAGUUGUCAACGAAACAUGGCGAUAUGUUAAAGAGGAGGCAUGGCUUUUAAUUCAUCGAUACUAAUAAAUGUUUGGAACGCUAAUAUAAUAGUAACCUCUUGCGACUGAAGCGAUAUUCAAAAUAGCACCUCAUAUCUUCGAUAUUUCAACCACAGUUAUCUCUCGAAGCUACGGUUGUCGGCGCGCGCAAGGGUCGAGCUGAUACCGCAUGUGCCUUGUCGGCAGGAAGAAGAAUGCGGGGCUCGUCAUCGUUGACAUCUUUUAAAAAAUGACUAGUCUCCAAUUCCUGAAAGAUGGAUGUUGAGGUGAUUCAAGGGUUCCUUGCUCAGGGGGACCAAUCUGCACAUGCCAGGGCUCUCCAGUAUUUUGAGCAGCUCAAGAACUCUCCUAAUGGCUGGCAGCUGUCCAUGCAGAUGUUGCUGCAGCCAUCAGUCCAGGAUGACUCUGUCAAGUUCUUCUGUCUCAGCGUCCUAGAGCACUACAUAAAAACAGGGUAUGAAAUUGCAAAGGAGAAUGAUCAGCAGGCCAUGCGGUCCUUUAUCAGCCAAUGGAUACAGCUCCAGGUAUACUCCCCCACUGCGGAGAAGGUGUUCAUCCGCAACAAGGUGGCGCAGCUGGUCUGCUGGGUGUUCCUACUGGACUACCCGUCCCGGUGGCCGGACUUCUUUCUUGACCUGCUCAACACCCUCUCCCUUGGUGGGCCUGCCAUAGACAUGUACCUUCGCAUCCUGCUGGCCAUCAACGGGGACAUUGCCGACAGGGACAUUCCGCACACCGCCAAGGAGGCCGAUCGCAACAGGGUGCUCAAGGACACAAUACGGGAGAGGCACAUCGUCGACCUCGUCAACUCCUGGUACACCAUCCUGACCUGCCAGGGCCAGGACCUGAGCCGGCUGUGCCUGGAGGUGCUGGGGGCGUACGUGGCCUGGAUCGACAUCGGCCUGGUGGCCAACGACCGCUUCGUGGACGCCCUCGUGCACUUCCUGUCGCUGCCCGCCCAGCGUGAGGCCGCCUGCGACUGCGUCUUCGAGAUUGUCAGCAAGGGCAUGGAUCCCGCGGACAAGGCCCGCCUCGUCGAGUCCCUCUCGGCCGUGCUGCAGAGGGCCGGUGUGCUCGGCGUCUCGGAGGCUGAAGACGUAGACUUCCUCAUCAAGCUCGCUAAGCUGGUCAAUGGAAUUGGGGUCCAGCUUCUUAGCUGCAUCAUAAAGCUGUCGAAGAAGGGCGAUGCAGGCAGCCGGGAGCUGGCCAAGGCGGAGCUGUGCUCCAAGAUCCCCCUGAUGCUGCACUUUCUGGGCAACGAGGACGACGACGUGUCGCAGGGGGUGGUCGAGUUUGCACGCGAGUACAUCCAGUACCUCAAGCAUGAACCCCAGGCCUACGGGCAGCAGGACAAGGCGAACAUGGAGGCCGUACUGUACAUAAUAAUUAACAAAUACAAAUAUGAUGACUCCUAUUUAUUUGAAUCCCAGGGUGAAGAUGAAGCGCUGUUUAUAGAAUAUAGGAAAACGCUGAAGGUGCUGUUCGACAAUGUGGCUCAGCUGGACAAGGAACUGACACUGGCGCUAGUGCAGGGCAUGGUCAGCACAACACUCCAAAACUGGAGGGGUCUCCCCUUCCAAGACAUUGAGGUGGCCAUCUCCUUCUUGUACCUCCUCGGUGAAGCCGUACCUGGUUUCCACUGCAAUCAGUUCGCAGGAGGCUCCGACAUGGUGUCUCCGAUGUGUGUCCUGAUGAGGCUGCUCAUUUCGUCCGGCGUGAGCACAUAUGGCCAUUCCGCAGUGACGCUGCAGUUUUUCGAGACGGUGGUGCGUUACGAAAAAUUCUUCAACCAGGAGCCUCAGAUGAUUCCAGAUGUUCUCGUGGCAUUCAUGGACGAGCGUGGCUUGCGGCACCAGAGCCCAAGAGUGCGGAGCCGAGUGUCCUACCUCUUUUCCAAAUUCAUCAAGUGCCUCAAGGCACACAUGCUGAACUUUACGGAGGACAUCUUGAAGAGGCUGCAGGACCUGCUGGUGCUGUGUCCCACUGAGAACGGUGUCACCCAGGCCUCCCUGCUGUCUCCUGACGACCAGCUCUACCUCUUCGAGGCCACGGCCGUGCUCAUUGUCUCGGGCCAGUUCUCUGGCGAGAAGAAACAAGUGCUCCUGAAAAGUCUGCUGACGCCAGUCAUGAGGAAAUUUGAGUCCCUCGCACAGAGGAUGCCUCUGGAGCCCAUGGAACAGAAGAGGCAUGACAUUGCAGAGUGCAUGAACCAUGCCAUAGCCGUCACCAGUCGGACCAGCAAGGCCUUCUCAAGCCAACAGACGAUGAAGGCCUGCAGCUCCGUUUCUGUCUACCUCGAAGCAUUGCAGGUGUUCCUCCAAGCUCUAGACCUCCCGUACGAGCAGACGCUGCUGCAGGCGGGGGUGCGGCAGUUCCUGCACCGCAUGGUGGUGUGCCUGGAGGAGGAGGUGCUGCCUCUGGUGCCCAGGGCCUUCGAGCAGCUCCUGCGCAACCCCGACGUCAAGAGUGUCCAGGAGCUCAUCCCCCUCAUCAACCAGAUCGUCUCCAAAUUCAAGCUGUCCUGGGUGUUCCAGAAAGAGGUGGUGCCUUUCCUGCAACGGAUGUUCAUGCCGCUGGUGGAGGUGAUCUUCCGGGCCCUGGCGGCCCCCACGGAGCCCGGGGACGAGCAGGCCCUCAGGGACCGCCAGCUCCUGCAGAGGGCCUACUUUCUCUUCGUGGCCGCCAUCAUCACCAACAACGUGGUCGAGGUGGUCGCGUCGCAGGACGCACGAAGCCUGGAGCAGGUGUUUGCCACCAUCAUCCAGGGUGCUGUCGAGUUCCCUGACCCGGUGGCCCAGAAAACCUGCUUCACCAUCCUGAGGAAGAUGGUCGAGUUGUGGGGAGGUGCGGAAGCGGAGCCCCACUUUGUGGACUUUGUGUACAAGUCUGUGGUUCCUGCGUGUUUCCACGCACCGCUCAAGGACAGCUUCGACUUGACCGAUGCCCAGACCAUCUUGGCUCUGUCCGAAAGUGCAAUGUGCAUGAAAACGAUCCUCGCCAAGCGGGGUGAAGAGUUCAUGGAGUACCUGCGGACGCGGUACCUGCCCUCCCUGCUCCGGCUCUCCCCCGAGCAGAUCCAGGACUACUGCAUGCACCUACAGUCGGACCCCAAGGUUUUUAAGGGCUACGUCAAGGCGUUUUUCCAGCGGCUGCGUGGUUCUUGACGGCAGUGAAGCAGGGGUCUCUAUUCACCAAGUGGCAACAGACUCUGUCGUACUGACUGUGUACAGCGAUCAUCACAAGAGAAGGGGCCGACGAUGUAAUUUAGCUAUUACUUGAGUUUUGCUAUAUGCAUGCUUGAUAUGUGCAUGCCCCCCCAACCUAUGGAAUAUUUUGUACAGCUCGUGAUAAUAAAUGAUUGCAUGCGAGAGCUUGCUGCAAGCUCUACUCAAGUCUGGAA
Ixodes scapularis (black-legged tick) is the source of this 3446-nucleotide messenger RNA. Its product is annotated as exportin-T. Lineage: Eukaryota; Metazoa; Arthropoda; Arachnida; Ixodida; Ixodidae. Gene Ontology annotation, biological process: tRNA re-export from nucleus. The transcript has 26 exons. Gene Ontology annotation, cellular component: nuclear pore; cytoplasm; nuclear matrix. Bases 301 to 3210 code for a protein of 969 amino acids. Gene Ontology annotation, molecular function: small GTPase binding; tRNA binding. The record is from RefSeq and is a predicted model, not a curated record.